CCGGCCGCCUGGGUCCCCUCCCGCCCCCUCCCCCACCAUGAAGGACCGGACCCAGGAGCUCCGCAGCGCGAAGGACAGCGACGAUGAGGAGGAGGUCGUCCACGUCGACCGCGACCACUUCAUGGACGAGUUCUUCGAGCAGGUGGAGGAGAUCCGGGGCUGCAUCGAGAAGCUGUCGGAGGACGUGGAGCAGGUGAAGAAGCAGCACAGCGCCAUCCUGGCCGCCCCCAACCCCGACGAGAAGACGAAGCAGGAGCUGGAGGACCUCACGGCCGACAUCAAGAAGACGGCGAACAAAGUGCGCUCCAAGUUGAAAGCCAUCGAGCAGAGCAUCGAGCAGGAGGAAGGCCUGAACCGCUCCUCGGCCGACCUACGCAUCCGGAAAACGCAGCACUCGACGCUGUCGCGCAAGUUCGUGGAGGUGAUGACGGAGUACAACGCCACCCAGUCCAAGUACCGCGACCGCUGCAAGGACAGGAUCCAGAGGCAGCUGGAGAUCACCGGCCGGACCACCACCAACGAGGAGCUGGAGGACAUGCUGGAGAGCGGGAAGUUGGCCAUCUUCACGGACGACAUCAAAAUGGACUCGCAAAUGACCAAACAGGCCCUGAACGAGAUCGAGACGCGACACAACGAGAUCAUCAAGCUGGAAACGAGCAUCCGGGAGCUGCACGACAUGUUUGUGGACAUGGCGAUGCUGGUGGAGAGCCAGGGCGAGAUGAUCGACCGCAUCGAGUACAACGUGGAGCACUCGGUCGACUACGUGGAACGGGCCGUGUCGGACACCAAAAAAGCCGUAAAGUACCAGAGCAAAGCCCGGAGGAAGAAAAUUAUGAUCAUAAUUUGUUGCGUGGUGCUGGGGGUGGUCUUGGCCUCCUCCAUCGGGGGCACGUUGGGCUUGUAGGGCCCCUGGUGCGCCCCGCGGCAGCAAUUAACGCCCCACCCCUCCCCCUCCUCCUCCCUCCCCAC
Phalacrocorax carbo (great cormorant) is the source of this 969-nucleotide messenger RNA. NCBI's taxonomy places the organism in Eukaryota, Metazoa, Chordata, Aves, Suliformes, Phalacrocoracidae. The record is from RefSeq and is a predicted model, not a curated record.